GAUUUUCUAACAGUAGUACAGUACACUAAGAAAUGGCUCUUCCCUCUACUCUAUAAAUACAGUUGUUCAUGCCAUUGCCACCACCACCCUCAUCUUCACCACACCUCUUCUUUAUCACUUCAGAUAAAGAACCAAGAAUCGAACACAUAUAUAGAGAGAAAGUUGAGGGGCGACCUGCGACCAUAUUUUUCAAAAAACACAAUUAGGUGGCAGAAAUGGCACACAAGUUGAGCAUGGCUUUGGUUAUAGCAAUGGUUGCAGCUGCUGCCAUGUUGCAUGGAUCAUCUGCACAAACCACCCAUGUUGUGGGUGAUACCACCGGCUGGACUAUUCCCACAAACGGCGGCGCCUCCAUUUACUCCACCUGGGCUAGCCGGAACACCUUCACCGUCGGCGAUAUCCUCGUUUUUAGAUUCCCCACAGGAGCCCAUGACGUGACUCAAGUGUCGAGGGCUGGUUUUGAUGGAUGCAAUGCCACAAACCCAAUUUCUCAGAACACUAAUGGCCCAGCAAAUAUAACCCUCACAACUGCUGGCCAACACUAUUACAUCUGCUCCUUCCCAGGCCACUGUGGGAUUGGCCAAAAGUUGGCUAUAAAUGUCUCCGCCGCCGCUUCAACUGCUCCCGCUCCUCAGCCAUCCGCCGCCGCUUCUCCACCGCGUGCCACCCCCGCACCGGUGCCUUCUCCUAGGGCUCCAGCAUCAACCCCAGCCGCCACUCCUGCCUCCCCGCCAUCCUCUGGCCCUGCACCCACCACUCCACCUUCUUCCUCCACCCCAUCUGUCCCUUCCGUAGAUUCUCCGCCGCCGCCUAGCACCGCCGCACCUUCUAUGGCUAUUGCGGCCUUGCCACUCACUUUUUUGUCAGUUGCCUUAGCUUUCUUGUAUUAGAAUAUUAGAGCAUUUCUAAGUUUUUGCCAUUUACAAUUUUUUGUGAGAUACAUUAUUUUACAUGAUUAUAUAUAUAUUUUUUCCGAUCCACUUUGAUUUGUAUUAAUAAACAUCUCGUUUUCAUAUA
Ipomoea nil (Japanese morning glory) is the source of this 1017-nucleotide messenger RNA. RefSeq names its product cucumber peeling cupredoxin-like. Gene Ontology annotation, cellular component: plasma membrane. Bases 216 to 890 code for a protein of 224 amino acids. The transcript has 2 exons. The record is from RefSeq and is a predicted model, not a curated record. Gene Ontology annotation, molecular function: electron transfer activity. Lineage: Eukaryota; Viridiplantae; Streptophyta; Magnoliopsida; Solanales; Convolvulaceae.